AUGUCUUCAAAUGAUCAUAUACAGUCCGACGAGCCACAACUCUCGGAGCUCUCGCAGACUAUAACAAGAACAUCAAUGCUGCCGGAGCUGGAGGUCAUUGAAUCUUAUUCCGGCUCGGACACAACACUACAGGGGUCUACUACGGAUUCCAGUGAAUGCGAUGAAGAAAACAAUGCAGUACAUCAACGAUAUGCCAAUCGGUCAUCAUAUCGAUUCCGUCGUUUGGCGUCCAAAACCAUUGUAUCGUUUGGCCCUGACGAUCCCGAGAAUCCACAUAACUGGAGCAAUGGCAAGAAAAUCUUCGUCGUCAUCUCCGGCAUGAUGCAAGUCCUCAACAGCACAAUCGGCUCCUCCCUCCCCAGCGGAGCCUCCAAAUACAUCGUCGCCGACUUCAACAUCACAGAUGAAACAAAGCUCGUCCUCCCAAUUUCUCUGUUUCUGGUUGGGUACGUCCUUGGUCCGCUCUUAUACGGCCCUUUAUCAGAACAAUACGGUCGUCGAAUUCUAUUACUUAUUGGUUAUGCACUGUUUAAUAUCUUCGCCAUGGCGUGCGCCUUGGCGCCCUCGUUCAAUGCAUUGUUGGUGUUCAGAUUGUUGAACGGCAUGGCUGCUAGUGCGCCGAUCGCGAUUAUCACAGGCACGUUUUCGGACGUCUUUGAUAAUCCUACCGUCAGAGGGAGGAUGAUGGCUUGGUAUAUGUCUUGCACCGCCGUCGGCCCAAUCAUCUCCCCCUUCAUGUCCGGCUUUAUCUCAACCGUCAGCUGGCGCUGGUCCUUCUGGCUCGGUUUGAUUAUAGCAGGUGCCUCAUUCCCACUCGUCAUUUUCUACCCUGAAACGUACGGACCAGUCAUACUCAAACGUCGUGCUCGCAAACUUCGUAAGGAGAUUGGAAACCAGAGCAUUGUUGCACCCAUGGAUCUUACGCCUCAUGACCUUCGGGCUGUGUUGACCGUUACCUUGACAAGACCUAUCCGGAUGGCUGCAAAUGAGUUCAUGGCGUAUCCGUUGAUUUUUGAGGGAAUCUAUGGAAUGAGCGCCGGUAUCGCUGGUCUGACCUACCUACCAAUUGCACUAGGUUGCUUCCUCGCCUGUGCAAUCUUCAUUUGGUACGACGGCUUCCUCGCCCGAGCCAAAGCGCGAGGCGCCUCCUGGGCCCAAAAUGAAGACUACCGUCGCCUACCACUGGCUUGCGUCGGCGGUCCCCUCUAUGUCAUUUCACUCCUCUGGCUGGGAUGGACUGCAUCCCCCAACAUCCACUGGGGUGUACCCAUGUCUUCAGGAGUCAUCUUCGGUCUAGCCUAUGAACUAAUCUUCAUGGCCAUGCUGAAUUACCUGUCUGAUGCAUACCAACAAUUCGCCGCUAGCGCCCAGUCAGCGUCCAGUUGUUGUCGGAGCAUUUUCGGUGCUGUGUUACCGCUUGCUGCACGUCCCAUGUUCUCCGCUGUGGGGAUUAAUUGGGGAUGCAGUAUAGUCGCAUUUGCGAGUUUGGGGGUUUCCGUUAUCCCGUUUGCGUUCAUUUAUUUCGGUAAGACGAUUCGAAGUGGGAGUAAGUUGCAGCAGCAUUUGGAGGUGCUGAGGGAAGAGGAGCAGAGGGUUUGGGCGGUGGAAGCUGAGGGACAGCAGGGGGUUGGAGUGGAUAUGGAGAAGCAGGUUCAGGUGAAUGUCAAUGCUGCUUAG
Messenger RNA from Talaromyces marneffei, 1677 nucleotides. RefSeq lists its product as uncharacterized. Gene Ontology annotation, biological process: transmembrane transport. The transcript has 6 exons. Lineage: Eukaryota; Fungi; Ascomycota; Eurotiomycetes; Eurotiales; Trichocomaceae. The record is from RefSeq and is a predicted model, not a curated record. The coding region runs from base 1 to 1677 and encodes 558 amino acids. Gene Ontology annotation, molecular function: transmembrane transporter activity.